AUGGAAACACACAAUCUCACUAUGGUGAGAGAAUUCAUCCUGAUGGGCAUCACCGAUCGUCCUGAGCUGCAGGCUCCGCUGUUCGCACUGUUCCUCCUCAUCUAUGUGGUCUCUGUGAUGGGCAACCUGGGCAUGAUCAUCCUCACCAUGGUGGACUCCAAACUACAGACCCCGAUGUACUUUCUCCUCAGACACCUGGCUCUCACUGAUCUUGGAUAUUCCACAGCUGUGGGACCUAAAAUGUUGGUCAAUUUUGUUGUAGAUCAAAACACAAUCUCCUAUCAUUUCUGUGCCACCCAGCUCGGUUUCUUUCUUCUGCUAAUUGGUAGUGAACUUUUUAUCCUGUCGGCCAUGUCCUAUGACCGCUACGUGGCCAUCUGCAACCCGCUGCUCUACACCGUGGUCAUGUCACAGAGGGUGUGCUGGGUCCUGGUGGCCAUCCCCUAUCUCUACUGUACCUUUAUGUCUCUUCUAGUCACCAUAAAGAUUUUCACGUUAUCCUUCUGUGGCUACAAUGUCAUUGAUCACUUCUUCUGUGACUGCAUCCCUUUAUUAUCUUUGAUCUGCUCUGACACGCACGAAGUUGAAUUGAUCAUUAUGAUGUUUGCAGCUGUUGAUUUGAUUUCUUCACUUCUGUUUGUCCUUAUGUCCUACUUGCUGAUCCUGGUAGCCAUUCUCAGGAUGAACUCGGCAGAAGGCAGGCGCAAGGCCUUCUCCACCUGUGGGUCCCACCUGACAGUCGUUACAGUGUUUUAUGGAACAUUGAUAUUUAUGUAUGUCCAGCCAAAAUCCAGUCAUUCCAUUGAUACUGAUAAAUUGUCCUCUAUAUUUUAUACCUUGAUUAUUCCAAUGUUGAAUCCUUUGAUCUACAGCCUGAGGAACAAAGAUGUAAAAUGUGCUCUACAAAAGACAUGGAAAAAAAUAGGCAAUGUCUUCUCUUGA
Molecule: messenger RNA, 942 nt
Organism: Dipodomys spectabilis (banner-tailed kangaroo rat)
Lineage: Eukaryota; Metazoa; Chordata; Mammalia; Rodentia; Heteromyidae
Product: olfactory receptor 8K3-like
Exons: 1
Coding region: 1-942 (313 amino acids)
Biological process (GO): sensory perception of smell; G protein-coupled receptor signaling pathway
Cellular component (GO): membrane
Molecular function (GO): G protein-coupled receptor activity; odorant binding; olfactory receptor activity
Source: RefSeq, a predicted model, not a curated record